Molecule: messenger RNA, 5410 nt
Organism: Leptinotarsa decemlineata (Colorado potato beetle)
Lineage: Eukaryota; Metazoa; Arthropoda; Insecta; Coleoptera; Chrysomelidae
Product: serine/threonine-protein kinase Nek8
Biological process (GO): protein phosphorylation
Molecular function (GO): ATP binding; protein kinase activity
Source: RefSeq, a predicted model, not a curated record
UUGCGAUCCAUCAGCAAUCAACAGGCAGUACGACGCGGUACGCGAGGUAAUGUUGGUUCGCAACUUCGUGUUGUUUCUAGGGGUAUGCGCGCAGUUCGAUGGGGGUCAGAUGCAUGGGAACAGGAGGCCAGGGAGGUUUCCCCCGAGGCUGAAUCUGAAAACAGCGCUAGGACUGAAGAACAGGAUCCAAGAGAGGAUUACGCAGUACAGGGAGCGGACUACUCAGUCGGUUUGUUACGACAUCGUGGGCUGCUUCAACCUCCCGCACAAGAACUCCCCUCUCCAAAAAGUGCCAGAGGACCCCCAAGUUCUGGAUACCAAAUUCCACCUCUUCACUAGGCGCAUGGUGGACAUUACCAAACCGGAAAUUCUGCGCUAUGAUGACAAUGGAAAAUCUUUAAACGAAUCGACGAUGGACUUCACUAAACCCCUGAAGCUGAUUGCCCAUGGAUAUAUGAGCAGAUGGAACGAAAAAGGAUCCAUCAUCAUGGCAAACGCCUAUUUGAAAUUGUAUGACUGUAACGUGAUCCUAUUGGACUGGCACAUUGGAGCGAGGGGACCACAAUAUCCUACAGCAGCAGCCAAUACCGAAUUGGUCGGAAGACAACUGGGUAUCCUGCUCGUCCAGAUGGUAGAGAAAGGACUGGACGCCAGAAAAAUUCAUCUGAUAGGGUUUUCGCUAGGAGCUCAUGUUUGUGGUACGGCAUCAGAAAGUUUGAAGGCGAAGGGAUACCUAAUAGGACGAAUAACUGGACUUGAUGCAGCAAGUCCCUUAUUUAGGAAUGAAUAUCUAAGGGAAAAAUACAAAAAGCUGGAUAGAAGCGAUGCCAAGUUUGUUGAUGUUAUCCACACCGAUUCUAGUCCAUUUGUCACUGACGGUUUCGGCUUGUGGGAACCAAUUGGACAUGUGGAUUUCUUUCCGAAUGGGGGUCAAGACCAACCUGGUUGUGAGGAUGUGAAAGAUUCAAUAGUUGUCUCACAUUUUGAAAGAGGCCUCUCCAAACAAAUAGUUUGCAGCCACAUCAGAGCUUUCCAUCUCUUUCGAGAAUCCCUCUUGAAUCUCUUAGAGAGACAAAGAAACAAGGACAGUUGCGAAUUUACCGCCUAUGACUGCCCGGGCGGUAUGCCUUCCUUCGAAAGGGGCAACUGUUUUCCCAGGAUAGGAAAGGAAAACGAAACCAUCGCCUUGGACCCCUCAUACAGGUAUGACAUAGGAAAGUUUGGGGAAGAAGCCAAAGGAGAGGGGGUCAUGUUCUUUUCUACAAAGGACAGUGGUCCGUACUGUGGUACCCAGCUUCAAGCUUCAAUACAACUAUCGCCUAAAACCGGGCCCAUGAAAGGACUGUUACAAGUGCAAUUGAGACCUUCCAACAACCCUGUUGUUUUUCAAAUAAACUGCGAAUUGCCGAACGACCAAAAUCUGGGGAUUCAGAUGAAUGGUUUGGCCGUCGCAGAUUACAACUCGUUGCCAGCGGAUUUGGACAGCAUCCAAGCAAGGUUAAGUUUUUUUGAUAUAGAACAGGAGGAGAGAAUAAGGAAAAACCAGACCGAUGUUUCGCCUACAAUUUAUUUUGACAAGCUAGCAGUCAGAGACAUGUAUGGAAACAGUUGGCAGUAUUGCGGAAAAGACACCAAGAUGGAAGAUAAGACAGGCCAAGUUUAUGGCUUAUUGAACAUCACUCUGAGCAAAGUUGCAUGCUGAUAUUCACCAUAACAGAAGACUGAUUCAUCGGUAAAGAAGAAGGUUCCCCGUCAAGAUAAACCAUAGUUGAAGAUUUCAGAAAUCCACUCAUGGUUAGAAAAAAUCACCAGUAAUAGACAUAGUUAGAAAUCGAUCUUGCCAAACUUGUUUGAAUAUUCAACGCAUUGUUACAAUCUGAAACAAAAUAAAAAUUGUAAUGGAGGAUUUUACCACUCUGGUUCGAAUCAAUCCUAAAUGGUCGUAGCAUAAUUGUGAAGCAAGGAAUUUCAGAAUUUCAAGGAUAUUUUUCUGUUUUUCUUUCUCUUUCCGGGCGGUAUUCGUCUCACCAGGAGCUGAAAACUCCACGACAAAUAUCGUCUUGCUCUGAUGGUCAAGAGGAACUACAUCAGCCCCAUCACCUGGAAUAAGCCUGCGGGUGGGGAACGAAUAGUUCCAAUGAAUUCGUCACUUCUCGUUUUCCACAACGGAUUCAAUAUCCCCCAGAACGUCGGACAACACCAGUGUCUCGUCAACACCGUAAAAGUACCGUAGGAGGUAAUAAAGUACUGGCAGGCCAUGAUGAAUCCCUCGGUUUCCGACCUCAGCCCACUUGAGUAGCUGCCCUAGAGAAAUGCUCCAAUUCCUGCUCUGACAUGGUCGCGGACCAUUCAGAGAAGGGAAUCUUAAUUCCUGAUGGCUUCACAGGCUCCAUCCAGUACCAUUCUGUCAUGUAUAGACACCUUCAACUCAAAAGUCCACGUCUCCCCUGUAGUCGGGGGAAGUACAACCGUGGAACGGAUGAUUUGAGAUGCAAACUCCUAUACAAGUGUGGAAAAGGAAAACAUCUAGUUCACCCCGAAUUUGAUGAAUUUCUCUACCAAAAAAGAGCUGAGAAAAUUAUACACAUACUUGUCUUGAAGUUUCUUCGAAGAAGUUUGAGAAGUUUCUUAAUGAAUUGAAUCAAAUAAAGAAAAACUACAACUGGCGUUUGAUGUCGUCAAUUAUAAAGACUGAAGCAGAUUUUUGGUCUCUAAAACGUCCUUUUUUAGGAAAGGAAAAAACUUUUUGGCUCUCCAUUUCUCAAUCAAACAAAAAAUGAAAAAGGGAGUGCUUCGUCUUGACAUCCAAAACGACGCUGAUGAGGUGAUGAGGUGCCUUGCCCCGUAACUUCGAAGUACACCAUUGAGGAUGAGAGGGUUCCAUACAAGUAACAUUUUAUAUCAAUACUGUUCAUAUUGUGUAGUGAUCCUAUGAAAAAUAUUCAUUUAAAUCCCAUUGAAAAUGUUUGCUUCAUGUAAUUUCCAAUAAAGUUAGAGUAGAUAACUGUAUAAUUUUCGUAGUGUUUUCUGGUAGGCAAAAUUAUCAAAUACAAGUUACUGUGUGAAAAAUACAUUGUAACAUAUCGGAGUCGACUAAAAAGUUUGCACUUUCCACACCUGUGUAAAGUUUUCCAUUACAGUCUUCAUAUUUGAGGAAGUUUGAAGUUUUCAGAAGGAACAAGGCUCGUUUCAACCACAGAAACGAAUUUUAUUCAAUAUUGAUUGUAUUUCGUUAUUUUUUUUUUCAGGUAUAGGAAUAAAAGUUCAAUGUAUUCAAAGUAACUUUUCGGGAAAAUUUGUGUUACCAGCGUCAUACUUAGGGAAAACUUAACAAUAAUAAGACCACAUUUUUUGUAAUCAUCACACUUUUAUUGAUUGUCAAACUUUUAAAAAUUGAAAUAAUUUUCAAGGUAGAAAUGGACCUAAUUUAUUGUAACCAGUGUACUUCACCAUAUGCAAAGAUUCCGCACUUUUUUCUCGUCCUAAAGAUUAAAAUAUUGUUUUUAUUUGAGACAACUGAAAUCGUCAUUAAAAAAUAUCCUUGAAUACAUUUGUUUUUAAUUUGAAUGGGCAAUGCGAAAUUCUGUAUCCAAAGACUUGCCCAACUUUUCGCAAAUUAUGACAGAAAAAAUAAAAAUGAUGGAAUUUUACAAUACAGUGAGACAGCUUGGCAAAGGUACUUUUGGCACAGUCCAACUAUGCGAAAGGAUUCACAACAAACAAAAGAUCGUCGUCAAGCAAAUUGUGACGGAAUUGGAAGGACAACAGCUGGAGGCAGCCAAAAAUGAGGUGGUCAUCCUGAAAUCCCUAAAUCAUCCCAACGUCAUUCAAUAUUACGACAGCUACAUACAGAAGGGACUGUUUUAUAUCGUUAUGGAAUACGCCAGCAAAGGAACACUCCAGGAGUCUAUCGAGAGAGAAAGGCCAAAAUAUUUCACACCUCAACACGUGAUGGAUUUAUUUUGCCAAAUCCUAAUGGGACUUGACCACAUACACCGACGAAAAGUCAUCCACAGAGACUUGAAAACAGAAAACCUCUUUUUAACCGGGCUAAAAGCGGACGUCAUCAAAAUUGGCGAUUUUGGUAUUUCCAAAAAUCUUGUAAAUGGAAAAAUGGCAAAUACUGUUAUUGGCACUUGCAAUUAUCUAGCUCCGGAACUUUGCGAUGGAAAACCUUACAAUAGCAAAUCUGACAUUUGGUCACUGGGUUGCAUUCUUUAUGAAAUGUGUGCCAUGCAGAAAAUGUUUGACGGAACCGUUUCGAACAUAGUUCUAUCCAUCGCCAAUGGACGAAAAAAAACCGUCAACACUAAAGUGUACGGUAAACAAAUGCAAGAAAUAAUUGACAUGAUGCUUCAGCCGCGUCCAGAAGACAGACCCGAUACUCUGGCUCUUAUGACGCAUCCGGAUAUCUUUCCUUCUUUGUAUUACUUGGGAAGCUAUCUUGGAUGCAUAGAAUAACUGACUGAUGAAAGGUCAAAAUCAAUGCUUGGUUCCUUUAUGGUCUGGCCGACGUUUGCUACAUCGAAUAUGCUAAACUACUGCUGGGUCCCAGUAGAUUAGCUUGAUUCGUAUCCUUGAUUGAAAUUAAGAUUAGGACAGCGAAAAAUUGUUAUCCACAAAUAUUUGGUUUGUUUCCUUAUUUAUUAAAUUAAAUCAACUACUAGCUAGCAGAGACCCUUUCCAGGGAAACCAAAUAUGCGUUAAUUUUGAAAUUUCUAUCUCUCCAAACCAGACAAUAAUUUUAUUCUCGAACAAGUCAUUUUUUGUGGGGGAAAUUAAAGUUUUCAUCGACUUCUUUGACGAUUCUCACCUUUCACAAACUGAAAAAGUUUAAAUUUGCUUAUCGCUCACAAAAUGAGCUGAGAAUUUGCACAUAUACUGAUAACUAGAUCAUUUGUCUUCCUAAAAAAUACUCAGAAUUUAAGUAGCGACUCAUUGCGGUGAACUAAAAAGAUUACGAUUUCUAUAUUCGUGUCAAAUUCUCGAAUUCAAUGUUUUUCAGAUUUUGGAACUUGAAAAUACCCAAAAGAAGUUCGACCAAAAACUUUAUUGAAAUUGAAAGAGGUAUUUUUCAGUAAAGAUUAGUUUUUGGAAGAAAAGCGUCUCAACUUCCACUUCUCCUUUGGAAGUUCCCACAAUUUUUUGCAUAAAGAUGGUGAAGUUGAACCUGAAAAACUUUAUUUUUAUACUGACAUCUCAAAAGUCACUGCAUCAAUGAAAAAUAAAUGAGGUUAAUAUCUUUAUAGUUUGGUUUGUGGAAUUGAUUUUAUAUAUAAUUAUUUUAAAUUUUAGAUUUUUCUACUUUUACUGACCAUGUUACUGAACGUUUAUGUGUGAGUUUUGUUGUGACAUUUUAAUUUGUUAAAUUUAUUAUGAUUUCGAGACAAUAAAUCCGUUUGAAAGUACA